Messenger RNA from Sphaeramia orbicularis (orbiculate cardinalfish), 2369 nucleotides. Its product is annotated as kelch-like protein 23. The record is from RefSeq and is a predicted model, not a curated record. Gene Ontology annotation, molecular function: protein binding. The transcript is spliced from 3 exons. Bases 87 to 1775 code for a protein of 562 amino acids. NCBI's taxonomy places the organism in Eukaryota, Metazoa, Chordata, Actinopteri, Kurtiformes, Apogonidae.
UCCUUCCCCCUGUUGCAUCCAGUCAGGAGGUCUGUCUAUUUAUAAAGCAGUUGGAGUGUUGUAAGCUAGUAAGACGAAGAAGCACUAUGCAGAAUACGUGUGCUGCGUCUGUUGAUUGUCAUUUGACAGUUGUUUCUGAUCAGGAAAACAAACCAGAAGAGGAUAAAGCUGCUUCUCACCUGAAGGACUCUGACCCUGCUCUGAUCCCAGAUGCCAUUCUGCAGGUCCAACAGGACAACUUUUAUGUUAACCGUGAGCAGCUUGCCUUUCAAAGUCCCUACUUCAGAGCUCUGUUCUUUGGUUGUGGGGUAGAGAGCACCAAAAGGCAAAUUGAGCUCAAAGGUGUGGACUUGAAAUAUUUCCGUGUGUUGAUGGAGUUCAGUAAGACCUCCAGUCUCACUUUGGACAGAGAAAAUGUCCUGGGGAUCCUUGAGACUGCAGAUUUUCUUCAACUUGACAGACCUAGAUUGUUGUGUUGUAAGUUUCUGGAGCGUGAGCUGCACCUCAGUAACUGUCUGGGACUGAUGUCCUAUUCCUGGCAGCUGGGUUGUUGUCAGCUGUACCAGGCUGCUCGGCAGGUGGCGCUCACUCACUUCUCUGCCGUCAUCACCAUGGAUGACUUCUUGUCUCUGUCCAAAGAAACUGUGGUAGAUCUUCUUGCCAGUGAUGAUUUGGCUAUCAAAAAGGAUGACCUGGCCCUGGAGGCUGUUCUGCGCUGGGUGUCUUUUGACCCUAAAAGAGAAGAACACUUUCUUGAGCUGAUGGAACUAGUGAGGCCUGAGGCUCUGUCUGUUCCAUUCAUCACUGAACUGUUGACCAGAAUGAACAGCUCAGACCCUAGAGCCAAGCUGAUCUGCACCUUGAAUGAACAUUUCCCAACAUCCUGGUCAAUGGGCAGGUCAGUGAGGAGGACCAGGGCCAGCGAGACCCUUUUUGUCCUUGGUGGACGUCAUGAUCAGGAGACCCAAGCGCUGUACCAGUUCCACCCCCUCAGUGGUAGAUGGCAGAGCUGUGCACCUCUGCAGAAGAAGAACCUCACACAAUACUCUGUAGCUGCAGUAGGAGACUCUGUGGUGGUGACUGGCGGCUACUUCCGGGAUGUUCUGUGGUUCAGUGUGGACUGGGUCAUGAUGUAUGAAUGUGGCAACCAGCGCUGGGUGGAUGGACCAGCCCUGCAGAAGUCCAGACACAGCCACUGCUCCGCGGGGCUGGAUUCAGUCCUGUACGUCCUGGGGGGCUCCAUGGAUGAAGGGCUGGUAGCUGAUGUGGAAAGACUGGUGCUGGGGUCAGACCAGGGUUGGGAGGGGGUCAGUCCCAUGCUGAGGGCUGUGGAGAGGGCGGCCUCUGCCACUCUGGGCUCAUGCAUCUAUGUGGCAUGUGGUCUGGAUGAAAAUGGGGAAGUGUAUGGUGGAAUUCAGAGGUAUGAGGUGAAGAAGGAUCACUGGGAUGUUGUCUCCUAUUCUCCAUUUCCACGAUAUGACCUGGUUGCUACAGAGCUCAACAGUGCCCUCUACUUGUUUGGAGGCUAUGCUCUGCGUUUGGACGUGGACACAGAUGAGUGGACUGUGCUGGAUGAGGAAUGUCUGGACAGGAAGUUCUUCUCUGGCUGCACAACAGUCAGUGGGCAGGUCUAUCUGGUCAGUGAGAAGAAGAGUAACAAAGCAUUCCCCAACAUGGUACUGCUGGACCCAUACAUAGACACCUGCAUUGAAAUAGAUGAUGCCAUCCCCUGCCCUGUGCCACUCAGAGGUUGUGUAACAGUGACAACAACCUGAUUAUAGUUGAUCCCACUGCUAAUCUGUGUGUAACAUCAUUGUAAGACUAGCAGAUUUGUUAUGUACACUCCCUAUUUCCAGAAUAGUUAUGGCAUUUUCCUAAAAUCACUGUUAAUUUUGACAACAAUUUUUAAUUUAGUUUUACACAUAGUCUUUAGACGAAAAUAUAAUUUAGUUUUAGUGAUAAUUUAGUCAUCUAAACUAUUUUAGUUUUAGUCUAGUUUUAGUCAACUAAAUAUCAUUAAAAUGUAGUUUGUUUAGUCUAACUCUAUUUUAAAUUUAGUCGAGAAGAGUCUGUGCUUUAUCACCUCACAGGUUUUUGGAUUAUCUCUGGAUCUGCUGCUGUGGUCCUGCUUCUCUCCUGCCUUCAUCGUCAUCCCUCAUUUAUCCAUAUAGUUGUGAUAGUGUUUAUUAUAGUUACAUAGAUGGUCAAGGUUAGUUGUAAUUGUAAUUGUAGUAAAUCCAGUGUUAAUACUUUAAUUUGGAGUAGUAGUAUUAAUUAAGGACAUUUGUUCUAGCAAUUGGUAAUUAUACCAGAACCAGCUGUUUUAGUUUUUAACAGUUCUAGUUCAGUUUGCUGUGCAUCCAUAUCCC